Molecule: messenger RNA, 840 nt
Organism: Clonostachys byssicola
Lineage: Eukaryota; Fungi; Ascomycota; Sordariomycetes; Hypocreales; Bionectriaceae
Source: the annotation of a GenBank genome assembly
AUGUCUACCUCUUCCUCUCUUAUCCAGCUCCCCGGAAUCGCUCUGGUAACCGGCGCAAGUCAGGGUAUCGGGCGCGCCACUGCACUCGGCUUUGCUGCUGCUGGUGUCAGAGGUCUUGUCCUUUCCGCUCGAAACGACGCGAAGCUGGAAGAAACCGCUGCCAAGGCGAAGGAGCUCGCGACAAAUUCCAGUUUUGAGACUCUUGUUGUCGUCGGUGACAUUUCUCAGGAAGAUGACAUCGUCAAUGUGAUUAAAAAGGCCGUUGAGAAGUUUGGCAAGAUUGACUAUGCUGUCAAUAACGCAGGGUAUAUUGCACAAAAGUUCAUUCCUUUCGCAGCCGUAUCGACUGAGGAGUUGGACAAAAUGAGCAACACAAAUGCACGCGGAAGCUUUCUUUGCACUCGUGAGGAGAUCAAGGCCAUGCUUCAACAACCUCUCAAGGAUGUAAAGGGAUUGACAAGCACAACCGCGUCUGCUGAGCGUGGCUGCAUUGUCAAUGUCUCAUCCGCUACUGCGCUUGGUGCUAUGCCAAUGAGCGGAUCUUACAUUCCUACUACUUGGAGCCGGCUGGGAAUGACCAAAUCAGCAGCUGUUGAUCAUGGUGCUGAGGGAAUUCGUGUCAACUCUCUCCUGGCGGGAUAUACAGUCUCCGAUGGUUUCAUGUCUCACCCUGACGCCACGGCGGAAUUGGGAGCCUCGCUGACCAACUCGAAUCCCAUGAAAAGGCUUGCAACCCCAGAGGAGAUUUCUGACGCUGUCAUCUUCCUCUGCAGCCCUCUGGCCCGUUACGUCACUGGACAUGGACUUGUGGUGGACGGAGGACACUCCUCCAUGAUUUAG